Funneliformis geosporum is the source of this 735-nucleotide messenger RNA. The record is from the annotation of a GenBank genome assembly. Lineage: Eukaryota; Fungi; Glomeromycota; Glomeromycetes; Glomerales; Glomeraceae.
AUGGGGUUCAGUUCGAAAAAGAAUAAGAGAAAUCGUCUCUUUAAUGCUAUAUUCCUAGGAUUAUUUCUUGUCGAGGUUAUAAUGUGUAUUAUAUUUGUAUUUAUAUUACCAAUGAAUAAAUAUUUUUCAACUUUAUUAGUUAUUGCUAUUUCCCUAUCAGGCAUUUAUACAAUUAUUAGUAAAAGAUUAUUAUAUUUUAUAGCUUUUUGCGUAGUAAAUUCUAUUCAAAGCAUUACUUUAAUUGAAUCUAGUUUUAUGCUUAUAAAAUAUCCCAAUCAUUUAGAUUUAGCAAUUAUAUUAAGAGUGAAUGAGGAACAUCUUUUGAAGUCCAUCCAAGAUGAUGAUUAUAUUAAAAGAAUAUUGUUUCCAAAUAUCAUUGCUACUCUUAUUCUACAAUCCGUUAUUUGUUCAAUUAUUCCAAAAUUGAAACAAAUCACCUUUGAUAUCUUAGAUAUGGAAAGACUUUCUGAUAAAAUACUCUUAUGGUUUUCAUUGAUCUUAUUACUUUUAUUACUUAUUAAUACAUUAUAUUGUCAUCAGAAUCUUGAUAAAAUCCAAAAAUUACAUUUGGCGUUAAAUCCCAACUUGGGUGAAGAGUAUGAAUAUUUAAAUGACUUAGAGUCUGAUGAUGACGAGGGUGAACAUGAUGAAACGGAUGAAAAGGUUUCCGAAAAAUUAAGACAUUAUCGGAAAACUAUAAAAAAUGCUUUGUAUGACACUGUAAAAUUACUUUAG